UUUAUUAUCGGUUCAAUAGGUUUGCCAUUAUUGUUCUCAGGGCAUUUUCUCCGAAAUAUAACCAUGUCAAUGCCAUUAUAAUUUGUGGAACGUGUGCUGGACUAGAACACCAAUUGACCAAGGAAGGAAGAGCAGACGGUAUUUCAAAUACUGAAAAAUGGAUGAUACCUUGUGUAUAGGAGAUAUUGUGUGUUUAUAUUCAGAAGAAAUUAACGGAUUUGUUUUAUCCUUUCAAACAAGUUCCGUCCAUUCUGAGAUAGCGGUAGCGCGAGGACAGGACCGAGUUCGACCUCAAAUACCUGACCAACAAGUGAUAGCAUUUGAAAUAUGUGUAGCCAACAGAUAUAAACUUAACAAGAAAUAUUUAAAAUCGGUAACACAGUCCAAUGAUGAUCCUGAUAAUAUUGCGCUGAAAAAUAAUGUUUCUCAAAAUAAGAUAACUGCAGAUCUAGAAAGUGAAGAUAAUGCAUUAGAACAGAAAAGACAACAGGGUAGAAAAGUUUUAUAUGGCCAAGUUAUACAGUUACGUCAUCUAUUUAGUGAUAAAUAUGUCCAUGUAUCAACAACAAAAACAUCCAAUACAGAAUCUAAUAAUAUGGCAGUGGAAUUACGAUCAGAAAAUGCCAAACACUGUCAGUUUCGUAUCAUGCCCAGAUAUAAAGUUAAAUCAGAAGGUGAUGUGGUACAAGUUGAUGAUCAAAUAGUGUUAGAAAGUUUUAAAUCAUCUGGACAAUAUCUACAUGUUAGUCGAUCACCAUUACCCAAAACAUCAGUCUACAGUCAUUGUUGUGAGUUAAAUUUAUCAGUUGUACAGUCUGGUUUUACUAUCUAUAGAAAACAUAAACCUGGUCAAGAUGAUGAUAAAAAAAUCAAGGUUAGUGAUAUGUUACGAUUUUAUCAUAAAGAAAUGGAGGCCUAUUUAGUAGCAGAAGGAUUAUUUGAUGAUGAAAUAGUAGAAGAUGUUCAUUUGCGAGUUCGGACAGUUGACCAAAAUAAUCCGAAGACAUUAUUUCCUAGUAGUUCAGCUGUAACAUACUGGCAGAUUGAACUUCAAGAAGGACCCAUUGCAGGUGGUGUAUUAAAAUGGGAACAACAGUGUAAAAUAAUACAUAUGUGUACACGUAAAUAUCUUAUGGUAGAUACACAUGGUAAAGUUACAUUAACAGUCAAUCAUUUAAAUCCUAGAACAGUAUUUAGAUUACACGCUGUUAUCAGGGAUAGUGAUGAUAUACCAUUUGAAAGUUAUUGUCGUAUAGAACAUGUUGUAUCAGGUUUUUGGCUUCAUGCAGAUGCAGCUGAUCACAAAUCAUCAAAUCAACCAUCCAUUGAAGAUGAGAAAUCUGAUUCAAUGUCAGGAUUAAAAUACAGCACAGCACAAGUUAAGCAGAUUGUAGCUAUUAAAGAAAAACAGUAUGAUGAUGCUUUUACUGUGCAAUCUGUAGAUGGUAGUUUAUGUAAUAUAUUUAACUAUAUGGCUGGUAUGGUGCCCUGUAUACAGAAACUUGUUAAUGAUAAAAAAGAUGGGUUGGUACUAAAUGCUAAAUCAACACAUGAAGUAACUAUGGCUUUACACGAAAUGAGAGAAUUUAUGAUAGUGAAUAGUGAACCAUCUAAAAACAGACAAAAACUCAUGAGGAAUUUACGGAUUGUUGACUUGUUGGUUCAUUUGUUACGUAUUCCAUGUAGAGGAGCUCCUGAUCAAAUGCAUCUGACAAAGAUAUUUGUAGAAGCGUAUGCAGUUUUAUAUACAUAUCUAAUGGGAGAUAGUCGAAAGAAUGAAUUGUAUAUAGCUAAAUACAUUGACUUUUUCUUAACUCAGUUUGAAUAUAAAGAGGGUAAAAUUGGUUUAAAUGCAGCUCACAUGGUCAUGGAAUUAAUCCGUGAUAAUCGAAAGAUAGUAGAUCGAAUAUCUCAUCAACAUAUUGAUAAAUUUGUUGAACGUCUACGCAACGACAAGAACUAUCGUUAUUUAGAUUUAUUGAGUGUAUUAUGUGUUUGUGAUGGUGUAUCUAUAGCUGAUAAUCAGAAAUAUAUCACGGAGGCAUGGCUUAUGAGGGGCAAUAAGAGUUUAGAUCAUGUUAAUGUAACUGCUGUAGGUCAUGUGAACUGUGUUUAUUUGACUGAUCUGGGACAAAAGAUUGGAAAGAAAGAAGGAGUAGUAUAUGUCUCGACAAAUGGUGGACGAUUGUGGAAAGAACUUCAGGAGUUUGCCAAGAAUUCUCAGGGAGAAACAAAUGAAGAAUAUCUAUUUUUAGAACAUCAACUAGAAUUAUUUAGAAUGCUAUGUCAUGGUCAGAAUGAGUUUUCUGUAAAAGUUAUAACAACCGAGUUAGAUUAUUUAACAUGGGAUGAAGCUUUUAGUUGUUUAUCAGAUACAAAUCUACCUGAUAGAUUACGAGCUCAAUAUUGUGAUCUAAUUAUAACUUUAUUUGUUGAUAUUGGUAGUAAUAUAUCCGUCGUAGAUCGUGUUUGUUUAUCAUAUAAUUAUGAUAAAAUAUCAAAUGAUGAAGCAAGAAUAGAUCAAUCUGAUUCACCUACAUAUAGAUACUUCCCGCAACUACGAGAUUGGAUUGCUAACUUCCUUGGUACAAAUGGUGAUAUGACUGCAUCUGAGAUUGGAAACAAUAUGCUAGUUCAACAGGUAUUAAGAUUGGUGUAUUAUUUGGUUAUGUAUGGGUUUUACAACCAAACUGAUGAUAUUCGUAAACUACUGUCACCAUUAAUAAGUUUAUUAGAUGGUAGAAAUGACAAACCAUAUCCUAAUAUUAAAGGUCAAGAAGUAAAGGAAGUAUUAAAAUAUUUUCAUGAGGUUACUAGAUAUCAGAAGAGUCCUGAAACUAAAGCUAUAGUUGAUGCUAAAUUACAAGCCCUAGAUGUUUUGAAUCUAUUUUUCAACUUCAUCUUUAAUCUUAGAAUGGAGAAAUUAAUGGUAUUAUUUAAAAAUACCCAUGAUCAAGCCAGUAAACCAAACAUGUCACCACCAGAACUUGGCCUUCUUUUAUUUGAGACAUUCGACAUUGAAAACAAUUAUUCGGUUUCAAAAUCAGCCUCAAGAGUCUUAAACAAUAUUUUUGAUGAAACAGAAUUUUUCCGAAAUUAUGAAGUCACCCAAAUUCUUUUAGAUUUAUCUCAUUAUGAUUAUGAUGGAAUGAUAUGUAAAUCUAUGCAUCUUUUAAAUAGAUUUUAUUCUUUUCAUCAUAAACUCUUCAGUCAGGCUAUACAAGCUCAGGUUCUGAUCACUGAUGCAUCUGUUGACAUAAUGAAGAGAUUGAGUGUUAUUUUACCAACACUCCGUCGUCUGGCAACAGCUAAACUAAAUGAUGAACAAACAAAAGAACUAGAUAAAAUCUUAGAGGAGCUCAUAAAGAUGUGUCAAUUAAAAGGAGAGGACAAUGAAAGUCACCAGAUGAAUCAGAAAAUUCUUUAUAACCAUGGAGUUCUAGAAGAUGCUUUAACCAUAUUAUCACAAGCCAUAGAUAUUAAAUUAUUGGAUCAGUAUGGUGGCUUAAAGAAGAUAUUCCAGAAGACGUUUAUAUUAUUACAAUCUAUGACGUUAAAUAAUAAAGUUGUACAGAGAAGAUUGUUUGAUAGAUUAGAGAUGUUGUUAUAUAAAGAAGGUGCACCAGCAGAAUUAGCUGAUCUAUUGACUGAGAUAUUUACAGGCAAUUCAAAUACGUGUAUGAAAAUUCAAAGUCACCAUGUACAGAAAAUUGUCAGUUUAAUAUCCAAACAUAAAUCAGCAGUUCCACAGUUUCUCAAUUUAUUGAACGCUGUGGUUAAAGUUGAGGAAUUAGAUCUACCAUUGAAGAGAAAUCAGGGUUUCGUGAUGACAUAUUUCAUGCAGUAUAGAUCAGAGAUUGCUUACAUCAUUGAUCAAGAUGAAAAAGAUAGAGAACAAGUGUUGGUAUCCAAAAAUUCAAAAGAACUUGACUACAUGAUAGCAAUGGUUGAUUUAUUGGCCACAUGUGCAGAAGGAGAGAAUCGUUUUAUAGAAUCGAUUUGUCAGACAAUAUUUAAGAUAUCUGAUCUGAUUGGUGUAUUAAACAACAAGCUGGUUUGUGAUAAUUUAAAGAAACCAUUUUUGCGUUUCUUACUAUGGGUUUAUAUGAAUACAGCUAGUGGUAUGAUAGAGAGUGGUGCAGGGGAUCUCCCCCAUGAUGCUAAAAUGUGGGAAUUCUUGAAUUCUAUAACACAGAAAUUAAAGGAAGUCAAAUUAUUUGUGGAGAACAAUAAAGAAAAAACAAAACAGUUGUUAAAAGGGCCACCAACGAAGAGCACCCAUGAAAGCACAGAAGGCAGUGAUCAAGGUAAAAUUGAAACAGAGAGAAUGAGAGGAACAAUACACUAUAUAUUUUUAUUUAUUUUAGUGAUCAAGGUAAAAUUGAAACAGAGAGAAUGA
Molecule: messenger RNA, 4399 nt
Organism: Patella vulgata (common limpet)
Lineage: Eukaryota; Metazoa; Mollusca; Gastropoda; Patellidae
Product: inositol 1,4,5-trisphosphate receptor type 1
Exons: 40
Coding region: 158-4399 (1413 amino acids)
Biological process (GO): calcium ion transmembrane transport
Cellular component (GO): endoplasmic reticulum; membrane
Molecular function (GO): inositol 1,4,5 trisphosphate binding; inositol 1,4,5-trisphosphate-gated calcium channel activity
Source: RefSeq, a predicted model, not a curated record